ACUGUAACAACGUUAAAGUACAUAAACAGUAGAACAAUGUUUCGAAGCAAGCGCCUAGGAAUAACUAAUCCGUAACGAUUCUUCCAACCCGUCGGAGGUAGUGGGGCCAAAAGUGGAUUGUGCAAUCCUCAACAGUGUCGAGGCCAUCAUACCCGUUGGUUAAUAUAAUUCAUUUGGAAAUCGUUGAGCGAGUGCGUAAGGCGAUCGUGGAAGUGGCUAACUGAAUUUCAAUCUAGGCGAAUUUAGUGAAAGUGACGCAUGCGUCUAUUAUUAGUAUAAAAUAAUAGUGAAGUGAAUAAUGAAGACGAGGGAGAAGAUUUGUCUGUAUUUAAUUCACUUUCUACUGCUGACAACAGUUGUUCCAUCAUCAUCAUUAUCAUCAUCAUCAGGAGCAGAACGAAAAAAUAAGAAGCUGAAGAUCCUUGGGGUUUUUUCCCACCCCGGAAAGAGUCAUUUUGACGUCUUCAAACCCCUUUUAGAGGAGCUAGCCAAUCGUGGCCAUGAUCUCACAGUCGUCUCCUACUUUCCUAGAACCAACUCAUCAUCAGCCCUGCCAAAUUACAAAGACAUCGAUCUGACUGGUCCGGAAGGGGUCUUCUUAGAGAUCGUCGACUUGAAGAAAAUAAAGCACUCAAUCCUUACCGUCUACAGAGAAUUCAUGCUGCUACGUCACUGGGGGUUGGAACACUGCCAAAAGAAUUUGGCGAAUCGAGAUGUACAGAAACUCAUAAAGUCCAAUGCCAAGUUCGAUCUCAUUAUUACGGAAGUAUUCAACAGCGAUUGCUUCCUCGGUUUUGUUCAUAGGUUCAAGGCGCCAUUCAUCGGUUUAUCCUCCCACGUAUUAUUCCCCUGGGCCAAUGCGAGACUCUCCAACGAACAUAAUCCGAGUUAUGUGCCAACUGUAUUGCUGGGAUUCGGGCCGAAAAUGAAUUUUAUGGAGAGGGUCGGCAAUUACGUUAUUCGCAAGAUUUUCAACUUAGGUUAUGAGGUGUUUUACAAUCGUCCAAUGCAGAAGAUUGUGGAAAAGUCAUUCGGACCUAAUGUCCCACCACUUGGGGAUCUCGCCAAGAAUAUGUCAGUGAUUCUGGUGAAUAUGCAUUAUUCUUUGCAAGGGUCGAAGCCGAAUUUACCGAGUGUUGUGGAGGUGGGGGGUCUCCAUAUUUCUGAAAAGCAGCAGUCAUUGCCGGGAGAUAUUCAGAGGUUUCUGGAUGACGCCAAGGAGGGGGUGGUUUUCUUCAGCUGGGGAUCCAUGAUCAAGGCCAGUUCGAUGGGCGAGGAGACUCUGAGGGAGAUUGUCAAGGCCCUUAGGAGCAUUCCAUGGAAGGUUAUUUGGAAAUGGGAGGAUGAGGAUCUACCAGGAAAACCGGAGAAUGUUAUGAUUAAGAAGUGGGUACCUCAAGCCGCUAUCCUUGGCCAUCCCAAUGUGAAAUGUUAUCUCGCCCAUGGGGGUCUCCUCGGUGUGAGUGAGAGUGUCAGCGCUGGGGUUCCCAUGGUGAUUGUUCCCAUGUAUGGAGACCAAUUUAAUAAUGCUGCAGCGGCUAGGAGUCGAGGUGUGGCACUAGUUCUCGAGUGGAAUAAUUUGGAUGCGGAAAGUUUGAAAGCUGCCAUUGACAAGAUAUUCAAUGAUCAAAGAUACAAAAAGAAUGCAAAGGCACUUCAGAAAGCUUGGCACGAACGUCCCAUGUCAGCACUGGAGACAUCUAUCUGGUGGUCGGAAUACGUCGCACGUGGACAUGGCAAUUAUUACCUCAAAACAGCAGCUGCUGAUCUCACUUGGUAUCAGUUAGAGCUCUUGGAUGUAAUUGUCUUCCUACUCCUCAUUAUCCUCAUCGUAAUUUUGGUAUUCUACAAGAUAGUGAAUGUGAUAAUUAGGAAAAUAUUCACCUCGUUGCAGAAUUUCCAGAGUGAUUUUUCGAAGAAACACAACUGAAUUCUAGACUUUUCGAUUUCUGCACCAAAUUAACAAAUUCUUCAAAGAACAAUUCAAAUCUUGGGCGUUUUUUAUUGACGAUGAAUAUAUAUUUCAUCAUGAAGAGCCUAUAAAUAGCCAUUCACUCCCUAAUGUUGAUGAGAUAAUUUGGAGAGCUUUAGAGAUGAAUAGAAAUCCAUUUUUCAUCGCCAAUCCAUUGAAAAAAGAAAUUUGAGAGGAUCCGUGCUUUCACAAUAGAGGAAAUAGAGAAAAUCUUCUAAAAGUAAGCCAUAAGAUUGAUAGAAUCUAGUAGAUUGAUGUGUUUUAAUUAAUUUUCUCUAAAUGAUGAACAUAAUUUUUAUACAACAACAACGAUUUAACAACAUUGGAUAUGUCUGAUAUUUAAUAAGAAAACAAGUUAAUAACUGAUCUUUCUCGAAUCUAGAAGAAAAAUGGAAUUAUUUCGUGUAAAAAUUUAAUAAAUUUUUGUUCUGUGCUGACGA
Messenger RNA from Diachasma alloeum, 2412 nucleotides. RefSeq names its product UDP-glucuronosyltransferase 2B30. The transcript has 3 exons. The coding region runs from base 299 to 1930 and encodes 543 amino acids. The record is from RefSeq and is a predicted model, not a curated record. Lineage: Eukaryota; Metazoa; Arthropoda; Insecta; Hymenoptera; Braconidae. Gene Ontology annotation, molecular function: UDP-glycosyltransferase activity.